CCGGUUCGACAACCUAGACGCAUGCGCCGUAGAGUUACAGCACAGUUCGGACGUACAGAGGAUGUAGUACGCUGCGGAUGCAGACAGCUACUAGGGAUGCAGACACCUGAACACAUGGCAUCACCUGGCUUUUCCCAUCGACUACCGCGCCUAUGUACGCCAUGUCGCCCAUCUGCGAGGCCCUGUCAUGCCCUGCGAGGCCCUGUCAUACCCUGCCAUGCCAAUUCACCUGUCCCCCUUGUCCCAGACCGUCUCUCCUGGCGGCCUGAUUCGAUCCACUAGACUUCAUUCAUCGUCCCACGGUCGCCUACGGAGGUCGAUCAUCUCAAUAAUCUGCCCAAUGCCCGCCCACUGGUCCAACAAGUUCUGGCGGUUGUCAAUACCCAUGCUGCUGCUUCUCCUGUCGUUCAGGGCGUCGUCGUCCCCUGUACUUUCCGCCAACGCUACUGCGGCGCGCCGCCAGCCCUACUCGUUCCGUCUCGCGCGUCCUUGGGGACUUUACGGUAGUUGUCUCUUUCCCCCACGCACUGCUUUCACUCUUUACAGACAAGCCCUUGUCUCACUCGCCGCCACCGCCGCCGCCACUGCGCCAACAUUGGCCCAGUUCGGGCUACCGUCUAAGGAAAAGUCGGAGAAAAACACUCGCAAAUGGGUCCAGCGGGCAUUGGCGGGCGACAGCGAUGUCAAACACGUGCCGUCCUGUGAUGGACCACCAUUGCAGCGCAGUGGUUCAUCCCGAUCAUGUCCACUUCUCCGUGGGAUGAGACACGUGCGCCACCUGCUCGCAUCGGGACGUCGGACAAUUACCACAGCCCGCCUGCCAUCGACCCGUUCCGAGAUGCAGCCACCGGCUGGCUUCGCUCGCCGGCUACGAGAUGGCGAUGGCGAUUGCGAUUGCGCGCCAAGGGGGCGUGUGCGCUGCGCUGCGAUUGUGUCACGUACGAAAACAACGUAUGAGGUAAUCUCGGCCGGUGGGGAGAGCUGCGCGCCGGAGAUCUCAACGUGGGGUGUAAACGUGGGUAGGCGGUCUGGUGUUCUGAGGAGGGGGGUGAGUGGGAGAUGGCGCCGGAUGAUCGUAAUGACUGGGCUGGAGGAUGGGGGUCGAUGUCUCAUGGGCAUCGCCUUGGUUGCAUUGACGGCUUUAGGGACAAGCAUCCCUCACUUCUUUGCCUCCUUUUGGCGCUGA
Messenger RNA from Ilyonectria robusta, 1186 nucleotides. RefSeq lists its product as uncharacterized. The coding region runs from base 188 to 1186 and encodes 332 amino acids. The record is from RefSeq and is a predicted model, not a curated record. The transcript is spliced from 4 exons. Lineage: Eukaryota; Fungi; Ascomycota; Sordariomycetes; Hypocreales; Nectriaceae.